Molecule: messenger RNA, 2655 nt
Organism: Brienomyrus brachyistius
Lineage: Eukaryota; Metazoa; Chordata; Actinopteri; Osteoglossiformes; Mormyridae
Gene: foxred2
Product: FAD-dependent oxidoreductase domain containing 2
Exons: 10
Coding region: 180-2261 (693 amino acids)
Molecular function (GO): monooxygenase activity; flavin adenine dinucleotide binding
Source: RefSeq, a predicted model, not a curated record
CAUCCAUCUCUGCUUCCUCAUUGACCGAAGGCGACGGCAGUGAUUCCUGGAAGACUGGAAUGCUGCUGGAAAUAUGUUCGCAUCCGCGUAGCGAGCCGCUGUCCGACUGCAUGCUGAUGUUGGCGCGGAUGCGUUUUGCUCGAUGCUAAGGUGAAGCGGUCCGUGCUCCGAGAGUGCUCAUGCUUCCCUCUUCCCUGCCCACCCUCACCCUCACCCUCCUGCUUGCCUUGGGCCACUGUCUCCGUGAUGAGCAUCCCAGCUCCAACAGCACCUGUCGCCAUGACUACUGCGUGCUGGGGGCCGGACCUGCAGGUCUACAGAUUGGCUACUUCCUAUCGCACAGCCAACGGGAUUACAUCAUUCUAGAGAGGAAUUCUGCCCCUGGGAGUUUUUUCAACAUAUACCCUAGACACCGGAAGCUCAUCAGCAUUAACAAGAUCUACACGGGGAGAUGGAACCGUGAGUUCAACCUCCGGCACGACUGGAACUCACUGCUGAGCCAUCGGCCGGACCUGCUGUUCCAGCGAGUCAGCAAGCAGCUGUACCCAGACGCGGACGACGUUCCUCGCUAUCUUUCCUUGUUUGCCAAGGAGCUGGACCUUAAGGUCCAGUACGGAGUGGACAUAGGAAAAAUUCGGGCCUCUGAAGACAGCGACCAGGGAGGGCGGAGCUAUACGCUAAUAGACCAGAACGGCCUGGAAUAUUCAUGCAGGGUCCUGCUGGUGGCCACAGGUCUCUGGGUGCCUGAAGAGGUGAAGUUCUUUGGCUCCGAGCUGGUUGAGGGUUAUGAGUCCAUACCUGUCGAUCCAGAGGAAUACCAAAACCAGGCAGUAUUGAUCUUGGGCAAAGGGAAUUCCGCCUUUGAAACAGCACAGAGCAUUCUGGGUAGGGCCAGCCGCAUCCACCUCUACAGCCCAAAUCCAGUUCGCUUGGCCUGGCAGACACACUAUGUUGGAGACCUCAGAGCUGUCAAUAAUGAGUUACUAGACACUUACCAGCUGAAAUCACUGGAUGGCCUGGUGGAAGGCGGGCUUGAAGAAAUCGCCAUUGUCAAGUACAGUCCUGGAAAGAAGGCCUCCGGCAAAGAGAAAAAGAGUGACCGGAAAGACAAGAAGGGGCGUGGUCAACUCUACCUGACCUUGGCUGAUUUGCUUCAAGAAAACAACGGCAAUAGGAGUUCAGGCAUUACCGCGGCAACCCUGCCUGGUUACCACAAUGACAACUUUUCACUCCGGCAACCGUACGACCGUGUGAUUCGCUGCUUGGGAUUCCGCUUCAACUUCUCUAUCUUUGAUAGCUCUGCCCGGCCUCCAUGCAGUAGCGUGGCUAGGGGGCGCUUUCCGGGGGUCACUGCGUGGUACGAGGGGAAGAGGACCCCCGGCCUGUUCGUGUUGGGGGCAGCGGCCCAUUCCAGAGACUACCGCUCAUCCGCAGGAGGCUUCAUCCACGGCUUCCGCUACACGAUACGCUCCAUCCACCGAGUCCUGGAGCAUCGAUACCAUGGCAAGACUUGGCCCACUACCAAGCUGGAGACCACACAGCUGCUAUCCUGGCUGCUAAAGAGGGUUAACGAGGCCUCUGGGCCAUACCAGAUGUUUGGGGUGUUGGCCGACGUUAUUCUCCUGCGAGGCUCUUACUGUGAAUACCUGGAAGAGUUCCCCAUCCAAGCCCUGGCACAAUUCACCAACCUUUCGGGUCACCAGGUCACAGAGCAGGGCCUGCUGGUUCUGAUUAUGCAGUACGGGCUGAACCGCACUGACACGCUCGGACCGGGCCGGGCAGAGUCUGAGUGGACUCGGGCUUGGAAAUCGAACUUUCUGCACCCUGUCCUGUACUAUUACAACACACUUCCUACGGAACAAGAUAUGAAAUACCGCCCAGUUGGAUGGCCACUGCCCCGGCCAAAGGCUAUCCACCACAUUAUCGAAGACUUCCUGACGGAGUGGGAUGGGCCUAUAUCUCAUAGCCAACCACUGCGCCGUUUUCUGGAGCACUGCCUUCAGACCGACCUCAGGGCUUUUUAUGCAGAAUCCUGUUUCCUUUUCUCUCUGACCUACACUGAGCCACCCCUCUUCUGUCGCCUGGGUUACCUGAAGAAGCAGGGCAUUGUGGGUAAGAGUAAGCAGUGGCAACGUUCGCACGAAGACGGGGUGAUGGCUGAUGAUGAUGAAUCCAGGACGUCUCCAGAAGAGAAUUCCCUCCCUGAGUACCUGUCUGAGGCUGAGCCUUCUGUAACUUCAGGGAUGAACUUUGACCUUUAAUUAUAUGGAACCAAAAUUAGUUUGUUUCUUUCAGUGUAACCCAAACUCCUCCUACCUCUGGCCACAUCUUAAAAUGCCAAAUGUAUCGGUUUGGUUUUUUUGUUUUCGCUGAGAAUUUAGCUAAUAUUCUUCAUGUAUGUUUUUGAAAUAUAAUUUUCAUAUUUUUCGUUAAAGUAUAUGUACUGUUUUAUACAUAUAUUUCGGUAUGUGUGUCUAUAUAAAUAUAUACAAGCUUUUUUGCAAUGUGGAACCAUGCGAAAUAUACUAUAUUUUAUAUUUAUUUUUAUACUGUCAUCAUUUAUCAUGCUAGACUCGUUUUUCACCAGAGAUUCAUUUGGGUGUUGCUUUGUGCCUAUGUUUGAAAAUAAAUAAAUAAAUAUGAUGAGAGAACAAA